Molecule: messenger RNA, 1470 nt
Organism: Grosmannia clavigera kw1407
Lineage: Eukaryota; Fungi; Ascomycota; Sordariomycetes; Ophiostomatales; Ophiostomataceae
Exons: 1
Coding region: 1-1470 (489 amino acids)
Biological process (GO): mitochondrial translational initiation
Cellular component (GO): mitochondrial small ribosomal subunit
Molecular function (GO): structural constituent of ribosome
Source: RefSeq, a predicted model, not a curated record
AUGUCGGCCAAGGCUGUGUCGCCGGGCGCUGCGCUCCUGCGCACGUCGCGGCUGUUCUCGCUGCCGAGCCAGCUGCCACCGGCGCCGGGCGAUGUGACGGGUGCCGGCAAGCGUCUGUCGGAGAGCGCGACGAAGCCGUUUCCGACGCUGCAGGCGAUUGCAUCGCCCAAGGCUUCGCGGAGCCGCGGCGACUGGGGCUUCAAGCGACCGCUGCCGUCCAAGGUGACGACCAAGUCGACGGCGCCGCUGGUGCGCGUGAAGCAGGUCGACUCGAUCGAGCAGAUCACAGACUUUGCCACGGCCACGGACCACGCGGUGACGCUGCGCAAGUGGCAGGAGAUGGGCGUGCCCAUCACGCUGCAGACCGACGCCCAGCAGCACAAGCACCUGCCGGGCAAGUCCGUGUUCGAGGAGGCGGCCGACAUGAUCGCCAUCGAGCCGAGCAAGAAGCACACGACCGACGACAAGCGGUGGAAGUUCCAGGGGCCCUGGCUGGCCGGCAUCACCGAGGGCGCCUUCCAGACGUACCUCAAGAAGCAGGUGCGCACGCGGCGGCCCGAGUUUCGCGACUUUCUGCGCGUCCAGCUGGCCACCGACAUCAACCGCGACGCCUCGGCCAAGGCCAUGGAUGCCGGCACCGCUGCCGUGCCGCCUGUCGCUGCGGCCGACAUCACCGACGCCCAGCUGACUGAGUACCUGCGCAAGCUGCGCCAGGACCGUCCGCUGCUGUACCGCCUUGUCGGCAAGUUCCUCGACCUCGCCCCGCUCGAGCCGUCCGACAAGAUCUUCCAGAGCCUGGCUCGGUCCUCGUUCUCGCUGGCCGGCUCGCCCUCGCUGCUGUCAUCGUCCUCGGCCGCCACUUCCUCGUCCCUCUCGCCGCUCUCGCCGCUCUCACACCUCGGCAGUUCUCGCGGCGCCGCCAAUCCCUGGGCCCAAGAUGGCCCCCCCAUCACGCACCCGUCCGCCGGGCUGUCGUACCUCCGCACUGCCGCCUACCUCGACAACCAUCCGCUCUAUGGCCCGCAAAAGUCACAUCCACCCGUUCAGGCCCGCGUUGUCUCGCCGCGCAACGCCAGCGGCUCGUUCCCUGCCAAGCUCGGCGUCGGUGGCUUCGUUACCGACAACCCGUUUGGCGAGACCGCCUACCACAUCCGCAACUCGAACUCGCGCACCAUUCCCGGGCUCAGCAUCAUCGACCCCAAGAUCGCCGGCGGCUCCAAGAUCCCCAUGCGCGUCUCCGCUGCCAAGGUCAACUCUCAGGGCCGCGUCGUCGUCUCCGUCACCGAGGCCGACCCCGAAGCUGUCCUGGUGCAGCGCGAGCUCGAGGGCAAGGAGACCAUUUUUGGCCAGCCUGCACGCCUCCUCUCUACGCGCACGGACAGCUACCCGCGCAGCACUGUGCGCUAUGCUCAGAAUCUGCGCCAGAGCGCGUUGGUCAGCAGUCCCCAGAACUAUGGGCUGGGACCUUGA